ACUCGCAAUUUAGUCGCAACUCCGAUCUCUGCAACUUUCCACUUCGGGAUAUUCUCCGAUUCAUUUCUACAUUUUAUCUCAUUUCUUUUGCUCUCGACUCGUUUGCUUUUUAUUCGCGUACGAGUCUAUUUUCACAGGAUGCGAAUCCGGAGCUCUAGGAUCGAUGGACGACCCAAUAAAGCAAGGAUAUAUAGAUCGAUCAGGGUUUGGACGUGGGGAUCGUUUUCAUCAUUUACAGCCGGUAUGCGAGGACGAGUUAUGAGAGACGUAGAGGUCUCUCUAGGUGAUACGAGGACAGAGAAACAGUUUCAUCGGACGACUGGUCAUCGGACGGCGCGGUAGCGCGAACUCAGCAACUGAUAAGCAAUGCCCGCUCGUUAAUGGUCCGGCAUCACGGCUUGGCAAAAAGCCAAUGCAUGCUGUUAGAAUAAGAAUUUCGCAGUCGCGUCUAUUCUAUCUACAAUAUUUUAACGCGUUCACGCGUUUCUUAAAAAAUACAUAUAUAACAUGGUAAUACGAUAUACGAUCAUCGGACAGUGCAUUUGAAUAACUGACCUGACUAUCAAGUGCGAAGCCAAACAUGACGCCGAGUGUAUACAUAUAAGCUGCGCGACAUCUGAAUCAUCUCUGUGUCACAUCAUGUAUAUGAAUUGGAAUCAUCUCACAAUCAGCCGUCUAUCAAGGGAAUGAUAUCACAAAGUCAACCACAGUCUGUCGCUUACAACAUGCAUCAUUCGUCGCAAAGCAAUGUACGACCCUUCCAACGCCUCGACCACUUGCGGUUUUAACUGCCUUCGACGAUCCCUCCCGAGUGUCGAGUGUAACGAGAAUUAUGUAAUUAUUACGCUGUAAUUACAGCGAAAAACGACGACUGCCUGAAUGCUUUGAGUAUCUUGACGAAAGUAGAGCCCGAAAAAGGGGUCAACUCCACGAUUCCUGCCAAGAUUCCUCCACGAGGGUCGAAAUCUCGAAUAUCGAUGACCGCAAGGUGCAGUGACGCGCGGUGAUGGAUGCAUCAGCAGGACCAAAGCACUGGCAUUUACCACAGUCGUUUGAAGGCCGAAAGAAAUCCAAGAGGGGGGAUGUCCAGGCUACAGCCUUGACUGCCGCUGAAAGGAGAAGAGAGAAGUCGCGAGGGAGAGAGCGAGAGACUAGAAGAUGAAGGAAAAGAAGAAGACCACGCGAAGAUUAGAUCCCUAGAAAUGAGUAUAGGUGGGAUUGGAUUUGGCAGAGACGCGCGGCUCGUUGGCCGAUAGAUGCCGAUGAUGCGAAGGAAUAGGACAAGAAGAAGGGGCUAGAGGGUGGAGUUUGAGUUGGUGUCCGAACGACAGAGAGGCCGCAGAAGGGAAACCCCCGGAGUAGGGUACAGGAUGAGUAUAUAUAGAGAGAGGCUGCACAGGGUAGAGCAAGAUGGGGUGAGCGGAGAAGAGAAGAGAGGACCAGAGAGAAGUGACAGAACGGUGGUGGGUAUCGGUAUAGGUGAACUGCUUGACAACACACCGAACCACCCGAACUGCACUCGGCGGUAUUUAAGGGAGAGCCGCGAGCGAAGCGCGCCAGUUGUUAACACGGCCGGUUGGUGGUUGGUUUCCGCGGAUUGGCACUCGCCGGACCGUCGAGUCGCGUGGCGUUAAGAGAGUGAAGAAGUAUGCGGGCAUAGAGAUAAAUGGAAAUUCAAUAGAUGAUCUCGAUGUGAAUAAAUCAAAGCUCGAUCAAAUCGACAAAAAAUUUUUGUUUUCCAAAAUUAUUUAACGAGGUAAAUUGGAAAUAGCCACGUGAUCGUUUAUUCAAUUCGGUACAAUUAUAUAUAUUUUCUUCUUUCGUGAUAAAAUAUACGUGCAAGUGCAAAAAGUCGAGUGAAUAUAUGGGGGAUUACGCAUAGUUUUUCUCCAAAUCGCCGCGACGUUAUGUGAGGAUACACAUAUGGCAUUACUUGCAUUCUUCGAACUUGAAGAUCGAGAGAAUUCGGUAUCUUUGAAUCUUGGAUGGUACAGAUGAGUGUUUCAAAGAGGUACCCGAUGCUGCUGCUGUUGGCUUUGGGAUUGAUUUUCAAGCAAUCGUCCGUCGGAGCUUACCUAUCACGAGAAGGUACAUAUUUUGCACGAUCAAAUGUUUCGUCCGAAUUCACCGGGACGUCUUCCAGUCGCAGCAUCUCGGCCAUCAGGAUCUCGUCCGAUAAGCGAGUGGAGCGGAUUAUUUGGUGGUCCGGAGCUUGCGCCAAGGAGACCGUCGUCAAUUGGGGGAACAUGGACGUGAUGUUGCGAGAGGUUUGGCUACGGAAGUCGAGCAGAAAGCUGCAAUUGAUAUAUGCCGGCGAAACUUUGACCGACUGCAUUGACGAGAAGCUCACACCGUGGGAUGACAGCGAGUGUUUGGCCGGCUCUCGCCGCGUCUAUCACUAUCACGAUGACGGUGACGAGGUGUCGAUCGAGGUGUUCCGACUGGACGGCGAGGACGCUUCGAGGAUACCCCACAAUCUCUCUUGGCUGCUGUCGUCAUCGGAGCUUCAUUAUCAGUGCGAGCGCGUGAGAAUGCGAGUACGAGGCCAAGUCGCGGCCCAAACUCGACAUAGGAAAUACGCGAGUUCGGCAAACCUGACGACAAAUACCGGGAAAAAACGGGGCCGAAAUCGGAGCCGAAGGGAGCUAUUCAUGAUACCAGGAACGCAAUGGUGCGGUCGCGGUGACCGCGCUACCAAAUAUACGAAUUUGGGCGGCUUCGGGGUGGCCGACGCGUGUUGUCGCAAGCACGACACGUCCUGUCCCUUUCAUAUACCGGCAUUCGAGACGCGUUACGGUGUUUUCAACUGGAGAAUAUCGAGCAUGAUGCACUGCGUUUGCGACGAGCGAUUUCGCACGUGUUUAAAAAUGGCCGGGACUGCGUCGGCGGACUUUAUAGGAAGAAUCUUCUUCGAUGUGCUGCAAUCAAAGUGCUUUAUUUUGAAACCGCAAAAAGUGUGCGUGAAACGGUCUUGGUGGGGCAAGUGUCAACAUCACGCAUAUCGAAAACAAGCUCAUGUACGGGAUAAUGUUCCUUGGCUAGGCUAAUUAAAAGGCUGUAUAACGUAAGAAAGAUCGCGAGAGAGGGAGAGAGAGACGUAAAGAGAUAAUGAAAUAUUCUUCUUCCGGAGAUGUCAAUAGCAAUUCUCAGGGAUGUAAUAUUUUGUCGAAUAUUUAUAAUAUAUAUCACGGAAAAAGACAAAAGAAAAAAAUUGAAUCGAUUAUUAAAUCGAGAUAUAUCGCCAAAGAUACGACAAUAUAUCGUAAUAUCUUUAUAAUACGGAGAAUCGUUAUUAUAUAUUAACAUAUAUUAAAAGUCUGCCGAUAAUCAUCCGUCAGACAUCUUCAAUUAAGAUGUUUAGAGAAUAUAUUCACGUGAAAUACACAUAAACAUAUCUUUUUCAAUUUAAGUUAUAAUAAGUUAUAUAUAAGAAAAUGUUUUCUCAACAAAAUCGUUUGCUAUAGUUUUCUGGCAAAUUUUUUUAUAAUAUAAUAACAAAAACAAAAAUAUUGUAUUUCAUAACAAAAUUUAAAUUAACUUUUUCAUUUCUACCAUUUAAUUGCAAAAUGUAGAUAUCGGCAGCUCUUGUAUAAUGUACAAUUAAAUCUGUAGAUAGAAUUUAUUAACUUUAAAUAUCACUAGCAUACUAUUAGCAAACUAAUUAGAAUUGUGAUUCUAAAUUUUUGUUCGUUAAAAUAUUUGAAACUUUUAAAUAGUAUUCCAAAGAUGUAAAAAUACAAAAAUUAAAAAAAGAUGAUAAGAUGCGUAAACCAUAUAA
Nylanderia fulva is the source of this 3778-nucleotide messenger RNA. RefSeq lists its product as uncharacterized. Gene Ontology annotation, molecular function: A2-type glycerophospholipase activity. The record is from RefSeq and is a predicted model, not a curated record. Lineage: Eukaryota; Metazoa; Arthropoda; Insecta; Hymenoptera; Formicidae. Gene Ontology annotation, biological process: arachidonate secretion; phospholipid metabolic process.